AUGGCAGUGCAAGAAGAUGAUGAAGAUUUAGAUGAGAGUAUUGAUGAAUGGAAAUUUAGUUUAAUUGGGAGAUUGGAUUUUGUUAAGUUGAAAUUUACAACUGCUGAAGAAGAAUUAAGAAAACAGUGGAUAAUUAAAGGAAAAUUUAAAUUAAUCCCUCUUGGUAAAGGUUUUUUUGUUAUUAAGCUUGAAAAUGAAAUUGAUAUGAAGUAUAUUUGGAAUGGGUAUUGGAUGGUGAACUCUCAGGUAUUUAAACUGAGAUUAUGGGAAUCUAAUUUUAAUCCUACAGCUCAAAAAUCUACUACAACUUUCGUUUGGGUUAAUUUUCUUGGUUUGGGUAUUGAGUACUGGAAGGAGAAAAUGCUAAUUUCUAUGGGAGAUGCAAUUGGCAGAGCAAUUAAAGUUGGGGAUACUACUCUGAAAAGAGAAGUGGGUUACUACGCCAGUGUUUUAGUGGAGGUUGAUUUAGAAAUAAAUGUUCCUCAUCAAAUUGUAGUUAACUCCAAAUAUGGGAGUUUUGAACAAGAGGUCCAAAUACCUAAGUUACCUAAAUUUUGCAGUCAUUGUAAGGUUGUGGGUCACCUGGUUACUGAAUGUAGGGUGUUAAGGAAGGAAGAUGCACAAGAAGUUGAAGAAAAUGAUAAUAACUAUGUUAUUCCUUAA
Messenger RNA from Papaver somniferum (opium poppy), 663 nucleotides. RefSeq lists its product as uncharacterized. The transcript has 2 exons. Bases 1 to 663 code for a protein of 220 amino acids. NCBI's taxonomy places the organism in Eukaryota, Viridiplantae, Streptophyta, Magnoliopsida, Ranunculales, Papaveraceae. The record is from RefSeq and is a predicted model, not a curated record.